This is a messenger RNA of Astrephomene gubernaculifera, 1051 nucleotides long. Lineage: Eukaryota; Viridiplantae; Chlorophyta; Chlorophyceae; Chlamydomonadales; Astrephomenaceae. The record is from the annotation of a GenBank genome assembly.
GGGAAAGGGGGCAUCGUGGAUGUGGAUGCCGCGGAUGGUGGCGGAGCUGCGACGGGUGCAGGCGGCGGCAGGGGUCGCAGUCCCUCAGCCGGCGGUGGAGGUCCCCGCUCGCUGGGACGAGUGCUGUUCGGCUCGGCAUCGGCCCGCUGCGCGCGCCCCUACAUGGAGGACCGCCACUGCAUCGUGCAGUGCCUGCGGCCGCUGUCCGCCUCGGGGCAGCCGCUGCAGGACGGCGUGCAGCGCUGCCUGGCAGCCAUAUACGACGGCCACAACGGCAGCCGCGCGGCGGACACGGCGGCGGCGCGGCUGCACAUGAUGCUGGCGGGGGAGGCGGCGCUGAGGUCGCACACGGGCGAGCUGGGCCCCCCUGCCGCCAUGGCCGCGGAGGAGUCCGCCAUCUCCACCGCGCUGCGCCGCGUGUUCCGGCGGGUGGAUGACGAGAUCCUGGCGGAGGCGCGGAUGGACGGCGCGCGGGACGGAGCCACUGCGCUGCUGGUGCUGCGGCUGGCGGACACACUGUAUGCGGCGCAUGCGGGCGACUCCCGCGCCGUGCUGUCCCGCUGCGGCUCCGCGGUUCGCCUCACAGAGGACCACAAGCCGCACCUGCCGGGCGAGCGAGCGCGGGUGGAGGCGGCGGGCGGUCGUGUGGACUUCCAGCGCUGCUGGCGGGUGAUCGUGGAGCCGCGGGAGGGGAGGCUGGGCAGCGGGCUGGCGGUCAGCAGGUCCCUGGGCGACCUGGAUUUCAAGGAGCCGCGUCGCUUCGUGGAGUGUGAGCCCGAUGUACGGCGGCUGGUUCCCCGCCCCGGAGACAACCUGGUGGUGCUGGCGAGUGACGGGCUGUGGGACGUGAUGAGCGACCAGGAGGCGGUGGACUGCGCGAAUGGGGUGCUGCAGGCUCGCUACGGCCACAACGCCACCUCAGCCGCCGCAGUGCCCUUCCGCGAUGAGGACGCACGAGCUGCUGCGGAGGCGCUGCUCGAGUCGGCGGUACGGAGGGGUACGGCGGACAACGUGACGGUGAUUGUCAUGCUGCUGACGUGGGAUUAGGGGG